CGUCAACUUCUCUAGUCCACAAACUUUUUUCAAUUGCUUAAUUUUUUGUUUUUGGCAUUGAAUUGCCAUUUCAACAUGAACGUCCCCACCUGUGGAGGUGUAGACUUCGCAAAUAUCUGGCUUAUUUGGAACUUGGUCCUUUUGAGCGCCACGGCCUCUAAAAAUUCGAAAUUGAACGUCUUAGCAAGGACCCAACAUGUGCAUUCAUUGCUGUCGACUGAGCCAGACGCCCUGUCCGACAAUCCCAUACAGCUGUCCCCAUUGUCCGGUACGCACCAUAUCUAGAUGUUGUCCCUUGGGUGGCUAUGCGAUGCCGGGCGGUAAACCAAAGUACGAGCAUCCCUGGAUAAGGGGUAAGGAUCCGAGGACAUUGCCAAAUCCCUGCGUCGUCGGACCACCCCGUUGGCUGGAAAUGAACCGAGAGGCUAUUUUCGCCAUGGCCGCCAAGUUGAAUCGUUCCCCGGAAGCUGCCCAUUAUUUGGUGAUCCAGUUACUCCACGCAAACUACGGGAAAGUAAUGACGAUAUCCCGAAAAAGGCGCACCUUUAAGGUACCCCUGGCUGGCUACCCAGAUCAGGAUUUCUUUACUGCUGGCAAUACGAUUUUUAAUAGGAGAGGUGAUGUCAUUGCUCCUUUGGCGCCAGAGACUCUGAGCAAACUGCUCCUGAUGAUGCAGGAUUACAUCUUUCGUUUGAGGCUACUAAACAGAAAGUACAAAUGGUAUGGGAAUGGUGAUGAUCACGGUAACAUUCUGUGCCUUUUGGGGGAGCAAGAUGAACUGGUGCGACUGCUGAAAGACCUAUUUGGAGGCAGUAGUGACAUUGUUUCCGUUACGGAUCUUCUCAAGGCCCUUAACGAACUGGACUUUCAAGAUCUGUUCACCAGGAAAAAAACAAAAGCAUCUCCCUGGCUGGUCAGAGACAUUUCCGAUUUAUAUUCGGAAGUGACGGCACCGGACGAAUCAUCGCCAAGUACAUCAAUGUUUGAUGGCGAUUCCAAACAAUUGCUUGACCCUAAACUCCCAUUCACAUAUUCAGACAGGGGGAAUCCCAGUAAGGAAUUUAGGUCACGCUUAUACAGAAAUAUGCGAAAUUCGAAGGAAUCUAGUACCCGAACAAGUAUGACCCCCAAAAAGCCACGCACGGGCAACUACUUGGCCAGCGAAAUACCACAACUCUUCUUUGCGCCCUUCGACUCCAGGAAUAGUGCAACCUGGAUGUCCCGACACCCGGACACCUUCAGGUUAGACCCUACCGGCAAAAUAUUAAAACGGCGGGUUAAGCAUUACAGGACCAGUGAUGAAAAUAAAAAGUUUAAGGCCAUGGCAGAUACCAUGUCCGUACACAGUGAAAAGUCGUACAAAUCAGCCGAUUUCCAGGAUAUGUUCGGUGCUGAUGUAUCCAGCAGGAGGAGUACCAGAAACACCAGAAGCAGCAUCAGAAAAAGAAAAAGUUCUGUGACCCUAUCAGGCCGAAAUUCAUUUGUGAGAAAAUCUUAAAAGGGGAAAUUUCAGAGGACUAACCAAAGGUAAAGACAACUGAUCCCAAGAUAAUAGAACCUUGGAACAGCAGUCAUUGUCUUUGGUUGUCUUUUGAAAAUAGUGUAUUCAUUCCCCAACGUCUAUAUGUAGAAAAACAAUGUGUAUCUGCGAUUCUGCGAUGUGUAUCUUCAGUCUUUAAGCUUUUAAUAAAUUAAGGAAACUGAUGUCCUUUUAAAUGUUCAAAAAAGUA
This is a messenger RNA of Drosophila ananassae, 1730 nucleotides long. RefSeq lists its product as uncharacterized. The transcript has a single exon. NCBI's taxonomy places the organism in Eukaryota, Metazoa, Arthropoda, Insecta, Diptera, Drosophilidae. The record is from RefSeq and is a predicted model, not a curated record. Bases 197 to 1498 code for a protein of 433 amino acids.